AUGAUGUUGACUUCAUUCCUUUCUAGAAGAAUUACCCAAGGAAGGGUUCCUGCCCGUCAUCUGAGUACCUAUGCAUCGUUUUACUACUUGGAAAAUCUUCCAUUGUAUCAAACAACCAAACCCUAUCACAUAAACAUUCCUCACUGGGCACUUCCUCCGGGUCAGCAGUGCAACGAGGUAUCGGUCCCUUACACGGGAAUUUCCGUGACGGGCAUACGGUCACGCCAGGAUGAGUUCAAACUGGAUGUUCAGGGCUUCCAAGUUGCCCACGAGGAGAUACGUGGGCCAAACUCUCUCUUCGACUGUAUUUCAUUGGAGGAGUAUUAUGAUAUGCAAAAGGUGAAAACACACGUAAUACCAGCGGUGCAAAGCUUUUUGAAGAGGAAGAUUCAAGGAGCAGAGGCCGUGUUGCCCAUUUCGUCACAGAUUCGUCGUCGUGACGCUCAAUUCCCAACCUUGCCCCGAGGCACAGAUGCCAUGACCCCUCAACCUGUUCAGGGGGUACAUGUCGACUUUACUCCGGAUAGUAUAAGAGCAGAGAUACAAGACACACUUGCGGAAGGUGGCUAUUCCGAUCUGAGUGGCAGAAGAUGGCAGGUUCUAAGUGUUUGGAGGCCACUUUUCGGACCGCUGCGCGACUGGCCUCUGGCAAUGCUCGAUUACAGAUCAUUGGACAAGGAAAAUGAUUUGGUUGCGUCCGACAAUAUAUACACUCAUGCCAUUCGCGAAACAUACAAUGUUCUCUACAACGAAAGCCACAAGUGGUAUUAUCUGGAGGAUCAACGGCCAGACGAAGUUCUAAUUUUCAAGACGUUUGACUCGCUUGCAACCAAGGGAAACGCAAGAGGUAACUGA
This is a messenger RNA of Penicillium verrucosum, 855 nucleotides long. RefSeq lists its product as uncharacterized. Gene Ontology annotation, molecular function: oxidoreductase activity. NCBI's taxonomy places the organism in Eukaryota, Fungi, Ascomycota, Eurotiomycetes, Eurotiales, Aspergillaceae. Bases 1 to 855 code for a protein of 284 amino acids. The transcript is spliced from 5 exons. The record is from RefSeq and is a predicted model, not a curated record.